Molecule: messenger RNA, 363 nt
Organism: Raphanus sativus (radish)
Lineage: Eukaryota; Viridiplantae; Streptophyta; Magnoliopsida; Brassicales; Brassicaceae
Product: cysteine proteinase inhibitor 5-like
Exons: 1
Coding region: 1-363 (120 amino acids)
Molecular function (GO): cysteine-type endopeptidase inhibitor activity
Source: RefSeq, a predicted model, not a curated record
AUGAAUAAGACAAUCAUUCUUUUUCUCCUCUCUAUCUUCUUCCUCCCUCUUCACAUGUUUGCUUCCGAACGUGUCGGAGGUUGGAAUCCCAUCAGAGACGUUAAGGAUCCUCACGUCGUAAAGAUCGGCCAGUUUGCAGUCUCGCAGUACAACAUACAAAGCCAAUCUGGACUGAAGUUCAUGAAUGUUGUUCGCGGUGAGUUUCAGGUAGUCUCUGGUAUAAACUACAAGCUUGUCGUGGAGGCUAAUGAUGGCAACAACAGUGCAGACAGAACGUAUGAGGCCGUUGUAUUUGAGCAGCCGUCAAUGAAAUCAAUGAAUCUCACUUCCUUCACACCACUAUUAAAGAAUAGCUUACUAUGA